CCCAUUUCAAUUCUCUCUGAAAAGAUUCCAACUUUCUGUUUCAUUCCUUUUUUUUCUCUUCAACAAAUUAAGACAACAACCACCAUUACCCCUUCACCCAUGGCUACUACUACUUCAUUUCUGCAUCUUAUGGUUACUGAUAACAACAACAACAACAACCAUGAAGAUCAACAACCCAUGAUGGAUAACAAUCCUGUUCUCAGUGAGGAAACAACAAGAACAAGGAGUUCUAAUGAACAUGGAGGAAGAAUCAUCAGAUCAGGAAGGAAUAAAGGUGCUCGUGUCAAACCAAAGAAACCGCCACAAAGAGGCUUAGGUGUUGAACAGCUUGAAAGGUUAAGAAUGCAAGAGUGUUGGAAGAAGAUGAUGAUGAUGAACGACUCUUCAUCUUCAUCUUCUUCUUCACCCUCAUCUUCAUCUUCCUCUGGGGUUGUUCUUCCAACAACAACUUCGACAACUGCUGACUAUUAUCAUCAUCAUCAUAAUCAUCAUCACUACCCUAACAUGGUAGCUACUUUUGGUGGUAACAAUGGUGGUGUUACUAUGAAGUAUGGUGCUUCUGCAGCACCAUCAGCACCAAGAAGCCAUGUCCAUGGUGGUGGGUUUCAAUUCAUCCCUCAACAAGUUUUUCAUGGAAGUGCUGUUGGUCAUUUCAUGGGGAAUAAUAGGAGUGGCUUUAGUGGCGGUUCUUCUUCUUCUUCUUCUUGUUCCUCGUUUGGAUCUGUGGCAAUGGCGCCAGUUUUUAACCCUUUGCUUGGAACCCCUUUGGUUGAGACCUCGAGAUCAGAGCUCACUUCAAUACCAAAUCUUCACCACCAUUCUCACCUUCAUCAACCUCUUGAUUUUUGCCUUAAGAAAACAAGGUUCAAUAAUGAGGAGAAUGUGAAUGGAUCAAAAGCAAGGAAGGAGAACUCUUUGAUUAUAUGGAACAAUGGUCCUAAUUUUGUUGGAUAUGAAGCCCCAAACCUUGAUGAUGGGGAAGAAGUCACUGAGAUUAUUAAGAAUGAUGAAGCUGGUGCUGAUGAGGGUGUGGAAGUUGUUGCUGUUCACAGGAAGGGAAACUCAGUGUGUGGCAGAGUUUUCAUGGAAUAUGAGUUUUUCCCAGGAAAAGAUGGCAGAGGCACUUCUUCCAAGGAGCUGGAAUUUCCCACAAUUGCUGCUGCUGAAGCUGAAGCUUCCCCUAUCACUGUUCCUCCUCCUCCUACUUCUACACCCUAUAGAAAACUUCCUCCUCCUUCUUCCAAUUCCAACACCAACAACAACAUUGAUUUGUCUCUCAAGCUUUCUCGCUAGAAAAGAAACCUUCAUCAUAAAGGGGGUCACUACUUUUGUCUUUCUUGUUGUUUCUGCUGCAUUGUUCUUUGCAUUCUCCAAGUACAAUAGUAGUCUUUCUUUAAUUUUUGAACUUUUAUUUGGUAGCCUAAUACCUAGCAAAGCAGUUCUAUAUGUAUGACCUUGUUAGGAAAAUCAUCAUCAUCACUAUCUCUAUCUCCAUAUAUCCUUCACAAGAUUAUGUCAUUUAAUAUAGUCUCAGGUAUUUUAAUUUGUCUC
Messenger RNA from Arachis ipaensis, 1551 nucleotides. NCBI's taxonomy places the organism in Eukaryota, Viridiplantae, Streptophyta, Magnoliopsida, Fabales, Fabaceae. The record is from RefSeq and is a predicted model, not a curated record.